CGCGUCACGUGGCCAAAUAGAAACCACGACGUUUCUUCUAUUCUUCGUCUUCCCCUUCUUCCCUUCUUCCCCUUUUUUCUCAUUUCAGAAUCACGACUGCCAACCUCAUAGUUCUCACUUCUCCGUUUGGAUAAACCCCAGAAUCAUUGAAAAUUUUCGCAAAGAACUGCGUGAUUUUGACAAGAAUAAUCAUUACUUUACCACUGCCAACUGAUCCAUCAAAAGUAAACAACAAGCUUCUUCCAAAAUCGCAGCUUUUCUUUCAGACUCAGACCAGACGCGAUACUUCCUCGGCCUUGACCGAUAAAAAAGAGCCGAAAAAGGGCGCUAGGGUUUUCACUAAAAUUGUAUUCCGAUUCCCGACCUUUCAUAUAAACCCAAGAAACCCUAUCAAAGCUGCUUGUGCCCGAGAGAGUCGUCGGCGCUGUAAGUUCAAGGAAACACACAAUGUUGCCAAGAUGGGGCAGAACUAUUACUAAUCUCUCGAGAGUUGGUUUGCAAAACAAAUUGAAAUUUGGAAAGGACUUCAAUGUUGUUUCAUGCCGUAGCUAUGCCAAGGUUGCUGCUGAUUCCAUGGACAGAAGUCUCCCGAGUGAACCGCUGAUGAACUUAGACAGAAUGUUUUGGUCUAAGCCCUGUUCACUGGCUUUGGCCCCGGACUCUCCCCUAAGAGCUGAAGAACCAAAGUAUGAGGGCGUUAAACAUUUUAUUCUUAAGCUGAUGCUGUUUUAUAGUAAACAAAGCAAGUCUAUUCGAGGUGCAAAUGUGGUAUACCGGCGAAUCAUUUCACAAGUUGAUAAGCCUCUUAUUUAUGAAGUAUUUAACUUGGAGAAAACAUUCAAAACAACAUUCUCUUUACUUGUACUUCAUAUGUGGCUUUGCUUACGCCGUCUGAAAGAAGAGGGAAAGGAAGGUGUUGAAUUUGGGCAGCACUUGUAUGAGAUAUACAAUCAUGAUGUGGAGCUGAGAGUUUCGAAGGCUGGGGUUAACUUACUAUUGAUUAGAUGGAUGAAGGAUUUGGAGAAAAUAUUCUAUGGAAAUAUCGUUGCCUAUGAUUCUGCAAUCCUUCCAGAGGCUAGAUCAGAUGAGCUGCCAAAAGUAAUUUGGAGGAAUAUAUUUUCUGAUGAUGGUUCAUCACAGCCAAAUGAUGCUGCAUCUCGAACAGCUCAGGCUAUGGCGAGGUAUGCUCGCCGGGAAGUUGGCUGCCUGUCCUUAACUGACAAAGAAGCUAUACUUUCUGGGAACUUCAUGUUUACCUCGUUAGAGACACAGAAGUUGAAUUCGAAGGGGUGUAGGUGAGACUCCAUGGGUCAAAUUGAAAGUUUCAAUUUCACAAGUAAUUCCUGCUGAAAAUCCUAUAUAUCUUCAUUUGAUAAUAGCUGUAAAGCCCUUCUAAAAAGGAAUGUGAUUGAUUUUGCCAUUUCAUUAAUCUUCUCACCGAGUGUUUCAUUAAGUAGGAUGCCCUUGAAUUUUGGUGGAACCAGUUGUCAGUGCCGGCUAUUAAGGCUGUAAUAAUUGGUUUACAUAUGCUGUAUUUCAAAAUGUUUCUUUAAAAUUCUAUAGCAAGAUUGUCAGUUUCUUACCA
Juglans regia (Persian walnut) is the source of this 1585-nucleotide messenger RNA. Its product is annotated as ubiquinol-cytochrome-c reductase complex assembly factor 1. NCBI's taxonomy places the organism in Eukaryota, Viridiplantae, Streptophyta, Magnoliopsida, Fagales, Juglandaceae. The record is from RefSeq and is a predicted model, not a curated record. The coding region runs from base 448 to 1299 and encodes 283 amino acids. The transcript is spliced from 8 exons. Gene Ontology annotation, biological process: mitochondrial respiratory chain complex III assembly. Gene Ontology annotation, cellular component: mitochondrion.